GGUGGUGGGGAACACCUUUAUUUUCAAAAAAGUCUCUAUUGCUUAGUGGUGUGGCCAUUUCUCGUCAAGAUGUUUACUCUCCGAAUCAAAUGAGUGCUGUAAUUAUGGCAGCUGCGAAGGUAUGGACUGGGAAUGUGCGAGCCUGCCUGCGUGUUCAUCAUGACACUCGUACAUUUUGUAAGGCGAUGAAGAUGAGAAAUUUGCCCGUGGUUUUGUUGGAUGGGGUCCGGUUUGCAUCGCUCGAGUCCGUGCAGCACGGAAAGGUGCGAACGCGAAAGGAUGUGGUAUCCGGGGAUUUGUGUGUGGCCAUACGGAAGCUCAAUGGUGUGGAGCUGAUGGAUGACGUUCAGCCAAGGGACCCUGCGAUUUUUCUCCGGGACGAGAAGUCGAAGACAUUUUCGGCCGAGGAGGCCAGGGAGAUUUAUUCCAUCAUUGUCAAAUCCCUCUCGCACAUCCUGGUAGUGGAUUCUGAGGUUAAAACGGUGGAAUGUGGCAUCAAAAGGAUCAUGGGGAACCCGACGGCGACGGAGCCAGAGACCCCAAAACUCACCGAUCUCAUCAGGUGGUUAAAAAGUAACAUGUCAACACACGAUGUGCUUCCCAUCUUUUCAACCCAAGACCGAACCGUUACAUUUUUCGUCAACCAGAAGAUAUUCAGGCGCAUAGGCCACAAUGACAAUGGGAGGCGGAAGAAGUAG
This is a messenger RNA of Trypanosoma cruzi, 698 nucleotides long. Its product is annotated as protein kinase, putative. The annotation marks the transcript as partial. NCBI's taxonomy places the organism in Eukaryota, Euglenozoa, Kinetoplastea, Trypanosomatida, Trypanosomatidae. The transcript has a single exon. The record is from RefSeq and is a predicted model, not a curated record.